Messenger RNA from Metarhizium brunneum ARSEF 3297, 1926 nucleotides. It is a transcript of the gene mep, whose product is annotated as Extracellular metalloproteinase mep. The record is from RefSeq and is a predicted model, not a curated record. NCBI's taxonomy places the organism in Eukaryota, Fungi, Ascomycota, Sordariomycetes, Hypocreales, Clavicipitaceae. Gene Ontology annotation, molecular function: zinc ion binding; metalloendopeptidase activity.
AUGAAGUCUGCAGCCAUUCUGGGCCUCACUGGCCUGGCCGCCAACGUUCUGGCACAUCCUCAAAGACACCACGCCAACGAGGCCUCUCUUGGUAAGCGUGGCGUUGACGUGAGCCAGUUCCGUAUGCCAGGAUCAUCAGAAUACACAGUUUCAACACAGGCCGAAUCAGACCCAGCCAUCAGCAGCAUACAGAAGCGAGGAGACUACGUCAGUUCUGCCACCCAGCUGGUCAAGACUGUUCUCCCUGACGCUGAGUUCCGUGUUGUUGACGAUCACUAUGUCGACACCGAUGGCCUUGCCCACGUCAACUUCAAGCAGACUGUCCACGGCAUUGAUAUCGACAAUGCUGAUUUCAACGUCAAUGUCAACCCUGACAGCACCAUCUUCUCUUACGGAAACAGCUUCUACAAUGGCGAGAUUCCUCCUGAGAGCCCCAUACAAAAGCGUGGAUUUACUGAUCCCGUCAACGCUUUGAAGGCCGUUGUCGAUAUCCUUGCGCUCCCUGUCAAUCCCACCGACGCCACGUCAGAGGCUAUGGAAGGUGCUGAGACUUACACCUUCAAAGGAACCUCGGGUGCUGUCAGCGAUCCCGCGGCCAAGCUGGUUUACCUCACCAAGGAUGAUGGCUCGCUGGCAUUGGCCUGGAGAGUUGAGACUGAUGUCAUGGACAAUUGGCUGUUGACGUAUAUUGAUGCCGACAACAGCAAGGACGUUCACGGCGUUGUUGACUUCGUCUCCGAAUUCGCUACUUUGCAGGUCUAUCCCUGGACCAUCAACGAUCCUACUGAAGGCGCUCGCUCUGUCCAGACUGACCCAUGGAACGUCGAUGCCUCCCCAUUCACCUGGUUCGGCGAUGGCUCCCAGGACUACACCACCCUCUGGGGCAAUAAUGCCGUUGCUCAGACCAACCGCGAUGGCCACAACAAUACCAACGACUUCGCCAACAGUUACCGCCCAACUUCCGCUGAUCGCAAGUUUGAGUACAACUACUCCCCUACCCAGUCCAACAGCACCGAAUACCAGGAUGCCUCCAUCACUCAGUUAUUCUACACCGCCAACACCUAUCACGACUUGCUUUACACCUUGGGCUUCAACGAGGCCGCCGGUAACUUCCAGACCAACAACAACGGCAAGGGAGGCAAGGGCAAUGACUUCGUCGUCCUCAACUCCCAGGACGGCAGCGGUACUAACAAUGCCAACUUUGCCACACCUCCCGAUGGCUCGCGCGCUCGCAUGAGAAUGUACAUGUGGACUCUGGCCAGCCCCCAACGCGAUUGCGCCUUUGACUCUGACGUCGUUCUCCACGAGUACACCCACGGCCUGUCCACCCGCCUGACCGGCGGCCCUGCGAACUCGGGCUGCCUCAAUGGUCUCGAGUCCGGAGGCAUGGGAGAGGGCUGGUCCGACUUCAUGGCCGUUGCCGUCCUCGCCAAGGCCAACGACACGCGCACCAAGGACUUCCCUCUCGGUGUUUGGGUCUCCAACAAACCCAAGGGCAUCCGGUCCUUCCCCUACUCCACCAACAUCCAGACGAACCCCUACACCUACGCCUCUGCCAACGAGAAGAACGAGGUCCACGCCAUGGGUGAGAUCUGGGCCAAUACCCUCUACGAGGUCUUCUGGAACCUUGUUGACGAGCACGGCAUCACCGCCGACAAGUACCCCACCUUUGACGACAAGCGUGUCCCCAAGGACGGCCGCUUCCUCACCAUGAAGCUCGUCAUGGGCGGCAUGGCCAUCCAGCCGUGCAACCCUAGCAUGGUAUCUGCGCGAGACGCCAUCCUCGACGCAGACAAGAAGCUCACUGGCUCCGCCAACAAGUGCCUGCUCUGGAAGGCCUUUGCCAAGCGUGGUCUCGGCGAAAACGCCAGAUACAACGGUGGUCGCAACCGCACCGAGGACUUCACCGUCCCGGCCGGUUGCUAA